This is a messenger RNA of Nicotiana tabacum (common tobacco), 844 nucleotides long. RefSeq names its product protein PLANT CADMIUM RESISTANCE 2. The record is from RefSeq and is a predicted model, not a curated record. Lineage: Eukaryota; Viridiplantae; Streptophyta; Magnoliopsida; Solanales; Solanaceae.
AUAAUUCGCAUAUUUCACAACUACACAGUAUUUUUCGUCUUUCAUUUUCCUCUCGUUGCUAUCUUAAGUUUUAAGAAUAUUCAAAAAACAUUCAAGUUUUUUUAAGUUAUGAAUCCCUCAGCUCCAAGUUAUGAUUAUGUUUCAAAAUCUCCACUGCCUGAUUACGGCGAAAAGCCGACAACUGGAAUCCCUGUGGCAGCAGCGAGCUAUGCUCCUCAGUUUCAAGCUAAUCAUAAUCCUGGAACUUGGUCCACUGGACUCUGUGACUGUUUCUCCGAUGUCUCUAACUGUUGCAUAACUUGCUGGUGUCCCUGUAUUACAUUUGGACAGAUUGCAGAGAUCGUCGACAAAGGAACAACUUCUUGUGGGGCAAGUGGAGCUAUUUAUUUCCUAAUAGAAGCAUUAACAGGGUGUGGAUGCAUCUAUUCAUGCUUCUAUCGCACAAAGAUGAGGAAACAAUACAUGUUGCCAGAGAGCAGUUGUGGAGACUGUAUGCUUCAUUUCUGCUGUGAAUGCUGUGCUUUGUGUCAAGAGUACCGUGAGCUUAAACACCGUGGCUUUGACAUGUCUAUUGGUUGGCAGGCAAAUAUGGAGAACCAAAACAAAGGAAUCGGGAUGGCUCCGGUAGUUCAAGGAGGAAUGACUCGAUAAAUGGAUAGCUUCCUUUUGACUUGUUCAGUGUGAUAUAUUAAUGCUCUCUUUUUGUCGUUUUUCUUUUACUUAUUGGGGGAGGAUAUUAGUUCCAAGAUGUAAUAUUGGUUGUCGAGUGAUGUAUAAUAUGAAUAUUUUCUUUACUGUUCUUCUUUUUCCUUAUGUCUUUUAUAUUCUUUUUCACUUUCUAUGA